Rhagoletis pomonella (apple maggot) is the source of this 2691-nucleotide messenger RNA. RefSeq lists its product as uncharacterized. The coding region runs from base 24 to 2648 and encodes 874 amino acids. The transcript has 4 exons. NCBI's taxonomy places the organism in Eukaryota, Metazoa, Arthropoda, Insecta, Diptera, Tephritidae. Gene Ontology annotation, cellular component: nucleus. The record is from RefSeq and is a predicted model, not a curated record. Gene Ontology annotation, molecular function: zinc ion binding.
CUUAUUAAAAGUGUGCAAAAGUGAUGGCAACCAACGAGGAGCAGCGAGAAGCUCUGACGGCAGAGUUAAAAGCCAAAGCAAUUUGUCGCUUUUGUCUUUCUCAAAGGACCGACGAUCUCACUAACAUAUAUGCAAAGGAUAGUCGGGUUAAAUCUUUAUUCCCGCUGCCGGUGGAAAUAAUGGCUGUGGCCUCUAUAGAGGUAUUUCUAAAUGAUGGGAUGCCUUCAUCGGUAUGUUUGAAAUGCCGUUUGACAUUUGAUUAUUGCUAUCGCUUCAAACAAAUGUGUAAGAAGGCCGAAAAUUUAUUAACCCAAGUUCCACUUCUUGGAGAAUGGCCUGCCCCCUUAAUAAAACCAAUUAUACCGAAGGAACUUUUACCAAAACCAAUCACUCCGCACAAAGAGGAUGGACCGAUAGUACAAGAAGUGUAUAUUUUGCCUUCAGCUAGUAAAGAACAGCUGUCGCCAUUGAAAUACGGUGCUAAUGUAGGCGGAUCAAAGGCAGUUAAUGUUAAAACAUACACUUCAAUGUCAACGCCUAGAAAAAUACUUAACUCCAAUCCGGCCGAUUUGCCGGAGCCGCCCAUGCCAAUGCGUUUUAAAAAAGAGAAUCGCGAUGAAGCUUUUUGUUUCCUAACAAAAGUAGAAAAUAACGAAGAAAUUUCUUUAGACGAUGUGCAACGUUUAAUUGCUUCUGAAGAACUUGAAUUCACCACAAACGAUGUGGCAUUCAAAGAAAUCACUCUAACUACUCCAGAUACUUCAACUGUGAAAGAACAAAAAAAUAAACCAAAAGUUUUAAACAAAUCUUCCAUACGCAUAUUGAAUAAGGAAGCUGAUAUAGAACUGGAGCCACGACUUAAACACCCACAGCUGAAGAAAGACAAUUAUGGCAAUGUUUCUAUUGUUACUGAAAUACUCGAUCCAAAUGAGCCCUAUGAACCCGAACCAGAUCCCAUAAAGAAUGCAGCUCCCGUUCAAACAAAUGUUUUCCCAUGCCCUCACUGUGAGCGCACAUUUCCCUUGUUGCAGCUACGUGACAUCCAUGUCGUGAACCACACACGUGAACGUCAUUUUCCAUGUACAGAUUGCAACCGUUCGUUCUUUUCCAAAUAUGACCUUCAAAAGCAUGCCCCAAUACAUACGGGCGAACGCAAGUACAAGUGUACAGUUUGUUAUCGAGGUUUCACUAGACCUGCACUAUUGCAUAGACAUGAAAAAAUACAUACCGACAUACCCAAAUUUCUUUGUGUAUUUUGUGAGAAGACAUUCUUGUCCAAGGAUGAUAUGGAAAAGCACACUGAGCGCCAUCGUAAGAACAGACCAUUCAAGUGCAAAAUUUGCUCUAAAGCAUUCGCUUUUAAGCAAGGUUUAGAACGUCACGAGGUAGUGCAUUCCACCGAACAGCCACAUCACUGUCAAUACUGUGAUAAAAGUUUCUGCACACCUUCUAAAUUAGCUCGUCACCUGGUAGCACAUGCAGGAGAGCGACCGUUUCCGUGCAAAUUUUGUUCAAAAUCAUAUUUGCUAUCGCAUCACUUGUCGCGCCACAUGCGUACUCAUAAUGAAAGCGUUGUUAUGUAUUCAUGCAACGAAUGUCAAGAGCAAUUCAAGACAUGCAACGAACUCGUUUUGCAUUGUACUGUACAUGCAACUAUAACACUAACUUGCCCCCUAUGCCAACAAUGCUUCGAAGAUGUUGCAUCAGUAACAGCCCAUAUUAAAGAACAUACUAAUAAUGACGCGUUCGCUUGUGAAUUCUGCGAUUUAAUCUACCUUACUUAUAAUGAAAAAAAAUGUCAUGUAGAAACAGCUCACCCCUCAGAACUAGCAGCUUACGCCGAAGAUGAAAGGAAAAACCAACGCGAGAUGAAAAAGGGAAGUGAUGAAGAGUUAGAUGAAGCGAUGGGGGGAUUUAUUUAUGAUAAUAUACCCACAGGCAAUGAAUUCCCUUCUACAAUCAACGAUGGUGAAGUUGCAGCCGAUGUUAGCCAACAAACCGUUGAAGUACCUAAAACAGAGAUUGCCGAAGAAGAAUCACAUUAUGACGUGGAAUACCUUAAAUUAGAGGAACUUGAUAAUGCGUUCGAUACGGAGAUACUUAACCAAAUGCUCGAAGACCAUGAACCAGUUAGUAAGAAAAUUAAAGUGAAUGACGAAAUUAAUGUAGCAAACGAAGUUGUAAACAAAGAUGUAACAAUGAAACGCAAACUACCAAGCGGCAAUGUAGAAAAUAUAGCAGAAAACACUCGAAAGUCACCUAGAAAUGUCGGUGCUAAUCGAAGCUCAGCAAAUAUUGGUGUAUCUACCACAAAUCAAGUAAAAGUAGAGCAGAAAAACGACAAUUUCGAAGGUAGUAUUGCUUCCACCAGCAAAGGUUCAAAAACUGCACACCAAAGGAAGACCACAAUAAGGAGAGGAAUCACAUCGACCGCUAUUGUAUCGGCAACACCAGAUACAGACAAAUUGAUCGCAGGGACCGAGACCGAGCAUUCGGGUGAUAAGGUUGUCAAAAUGAAAUUUAAUGAGAAAAGGAUGAGAGUACAGAAAAUUGUUGUCACAAAAGCAGAAGCCGCAGCUAUGGCUAAGCAAGGACGUUUACGCAUCAAGGACGGAAAUUUGAUCCUUACACAAAAAUCAUCAAAAUAAAUUAAUGAACCAUCUUUAUAUACAUUCAUAUGUACUAUCUGAA